AUGACUACCGAAACAAUGACCCGGCUACAGCUAAACGCCAAUGGCGCCAACAAAUCCACUGAUGGCGAGAAUUUGAUCAAUGCUUUCCAAAGCCUUAAUAUUAAGCCUCUUUGGACUCAAAUGGAGAAGUUGAACCCGCCCCUACCUAAUCCAACUUGCGUCCCUCACAUUUGGCGCUAUGAGGAUAUCCGCCCGAGUCUUCUCAAGGCUGGGGAGGUUGUGACUGAGAAGCAAGCUGAGCGUAGAGUGCUCAUGUUGAUCAAUCCUGCGAGAGAUUCUCCAUAUACAACUGAUACCCUGUAUGCCGGUCUGCAGCUAGUUAUGCCAAAUGAAGUGGCCAAAGCUCACCGCCACACUGCCUUUGCGAUGAGGUUCGUAAUUGAAGGUCAGGGCGGCUUCACGGCUGUCAAUGGUCGCCGGAUUAAGAUGCAACGGGGGGAUGUCAUCCUGACGCCGACCUGGAACUGGCACGACCAUGGCAAGGAUGGGUCUGGCCCUAUGAUCUGGCUAGAUGGCUUAGAUCUCCCCAACUUUCGCCACUUUCCUGUGCAUUUUGUUGAGCAUUAUGAGAAACCUCGUUAUCCCGCCGAAGACGUCGAUACAAACUCGUCACCUAUCGUCUUCCCUUGGGCCAAAAUGAAGGAGAGUCUUGAUAGUGUUCCAGGGACAUGGGCAUCAAAAGAUUACCUUAAAAACGAUGGCCGGCAGGUGUCCAAGAUCUUGGGUGGUUCGGCCGAGCGACUUCAUGCCGGCACUUCAUCUCCCAGCAUUCGGGAAACCAGCUCAUCCGUCUACCAUGUUGUGUCUGGGCAGGGAUACUCAAUAGUUGGGAGUGAAAAGAUCCAAUGGAAGGCCGGUGAUACGUUCUGUAUUCCGUCGUGGUUCCGGUAUCAGCAUGUAGCGGACGAAGCUAUCGACGUUUAUCUUUAUUGCUUCCAUGAUAAGCCCAUGCUUAGCUCCCUCGGUUUCUAUCGUGUAGAGGGCACGGAUUUAGAGGCUUUGGUAUCUGACUAA
This is a messenger RNA of Clonostachys rhizophaga, 1014 nucleotides long. Lineage: Eukaryota; Fungi; Ascomycota; Sordariomycetes; Hypocreales; Bionectriaceae. The record is from the annotation of a GenBank genome assembly.